AUGCACAUAACCACAGACCCCUCUACGCCCUCAGAAACCCUCCUCCCCCCCCGCCGCAGUCCCCUGCUACCCACCAGCAAGCGCCGCAACACCAGCCAAGCCAAUCCGACCAGCACACCUCUACUUCGCCUACGGCUCCAACCUCUCCCCAACGCAGAUGGCGCAACGCUGCACCGCAAACCCCGCCCAAUCUGCACGACCCGUCGCAAUCGCCUCGCUACCUCACUGGCGCUGGCUAAUCUGCGAAGCGGGAUACGCGAACGUGCUCCCCCUCCAGGCCUACGCACCGGCGCCCAGGAUAGCCCCGCCGCGCACCAAGUCCCCAUCUCCGGAGUCGAUGACACGGUGUACGGUGUUCUGUAUGCAAUGGAUCCGGCCGACGAGCGGAGACUGGAUGGGUUCGAGGGUAUUGAUCACACUGCGGAGAGUGCGGAACCGGAUGGUGAGGUGGGCGUUGACAUCCGGCCGCGGGAGCAGGGGGAGGGCGACUAUAACAAGUGGUACUUGGGUGCGCGGGUUGUGAAGUGGCUUGAUGGGGGGAGAAGAGCGCGCGAGGGCGGCGAAGCGUGGAAGUGA
This is a messenger RNA of Penicillium canariense, 576 nucleotides long. RefSeq lists its product as uncharacterized. The transcript has a single exon. The record is from RefSeq and is a predicted model, not a curated record. Lineage: Eukaryota; Fungi; Ascomycota; Eurotiomycetes; Eurotiales; Aspergillaceae. The coding region runs from base 1 to 576 and encodes 191 amino acids.